Molecule: messenger RNA, 5627 nt
Organism: Malaya genurostris
Lineage: Eukaryota; Metazoa; Arthropoda; Insecta; Diptera; Culicidae
Gene: Galphao
Product: G protein alpha o subunit
Exons: 9
Coding region: 698-1762 (354 amino acids)
Biological process (GO): adenylate cyclase-modulating G protein-coupled receptor signaling pathway
Cellular component (GO): heterotrimeric G-protein complex
Molecular function (GO): G protein-coupled receptor binding; G-protein beta/gamma-subunit complex binding; GTPase activity
Source: RefSeq, a predicted model, not a curated record
AAAGUCAAAAGAAGAGUGGCAGGUUUUCCAGCAGCAGGACGGGCGCGAUUUGUGCGAACUAAUUUGUGCAAAAUCACCUUCGAAACUUGAGAAAAUCAUCAAUGAAAUUAGCUUCGUCACGGCUACUGCAAGUGAAGAGUUUGAUUGAGUGAAUACUUUUCUCAAAAACACCACUGUCUGACCUGGGACUGCUCCGAUCGGAAAAGUGCUCUCGGUUCAAAUGAAGUGAGACUCCCAUUUUUUCUACCCAUUGAUAGUUUUUCGGGAGGAGGAAAAUCGUUUGUAUAAUCGUUCACCCACAAUCAUCAAGUGUUGGAAGUUAAGAAAAAGAGAAAUAUCCGUUUACUUAGUGAAGUCUUUUAAAUAAAUAUAGAGACGCUGCUAAUACAGCUCGCGUUUGGAAAUAUAACACGGAGGCGUGUAACGAAAAAGCUGAAAAUAAGAUCAUCUAAUAUAAACAAGAGAAACGGUGUUGCUAGUUGUAAGAACGGAUACAAACACUGUAUGGCGAGAUAAGAGCCGUGUCAAACAAGUCUGUAAAUUCUCUCUUGGCAGCAUUCAAUUUCAGCUCAAAACGCACUGCUAACAAUAGGUAAUCUUGGCAGAAUAUUUGCGUAUAGUUAACAGUAGAAGGGAACGGGGGUAAGGCGAAUACCUUACUUAGACACAGGGCGGCAUCUAAAGAUACCGUAUCGAAAUGGGAUGCACAUCAUCUGCCGAAGAACGCGCUGCAAUCGCUCGCUCGAAACAGAUUGAGCGCAAUCUCAAAGAGGAUGGAAUUCAGGCUGCAAAGGAUAUCAAACUACUACUGCUUGGUGCUGGUGAAUCCGGAAAGAGCACAAUCGUAAAACAGAUGAAAAUUAUUCACGAAAGUGGCUUCACGUCAGAAGACUUCAAACAGUACCGACCCGUAGUGUAUAGCAACACAAUACAAUCAUUAGUUGCAAUAUUACGAGCAAUGCCAAAUCUUAGUAUCGCCUUUGGAAAUAAUGAGCGAGAGUGCGACGCAAAAAUGGUGUUCGACGUGGUACAGCGAAUGCACGAUACAGAACCAUUUUCGGAAGAUCUACUGUUAGCAAUGAAAAGACUGUGGUCGGACUCCGGUGUGCAAGAAUGCUUUUGCCGCAGCAAUGAGUACCAGCUAAACGAUUCUGCUAAAUAUUUCCUGGAUGACCUGGAUCGAUUAGGCGCGAAAGAUUACCAACCAACCGAGCAGGAUAUUCUAAGGACGCGUGUCAAAACAACCGGUAUCGUUGAAGUGCAUUUCUCAUUUAAAAAUCUGAACUUCAAAUUAUUCGACGUCGGGGGACAGCGAUCCGAGAGAAAGAAGUGGAUCCAUUGCUUCGAAGAUGUUACCGCUAUCAUCUUUUGUGUGGCCAUGUCAGAGUACGACCAAGUGUUACACGAGGAUGAAACCACGAACCGCAUGCAGGAAUCGUUGAAACUAUUCGACUCGAUUUGCAACAACAAAUGGUUCACGGAUACCUCAAUUAUUUUAUUUUUGAACAAGAAGGAUCUCUUUGAAGAGAAAAUUCGGAAAAGUCCGUUGACGAUCUGUUUCCCCGAGUACACUGGUGGUCAAGAGUACGGUGAAGCGGCGGCGUACAUCCAGGCGCAGUUCGAGGCUAAAAAUAAAUCUACAUCCAAGGAAAUCUACUGUCACAUGACUUGUGCCACGGAUACCAACAAUAUCCAGUUUGUGUUCGACGCCGUUACUGAUGUUAUCAUAGCCAAUAAUCUGAGAGGAUGUGGUUUGUACUAGAAAGGGAACGAAAAGCGGGACAUUUUUGUUUUUGUUUUCCGUUUGUGUACUAUUACUAUUAUCAUAAAUGGGGUACCAUAGGCCGGGAGAAACAGUAAUUAUUACAAAUUUGACUAUAAAUAUUAAAAAGUAAAACAAGGAAGAAAAGUUUAUAUUAGGAAGGGUGUAGGCAACCACAUGAUUGGGGACGGCUAGAUAUUUGAAACAAAAAUUUGCUCGAAGAUAGCAUACAUGAGAUUUGAGUGGUUUGAGUCGCAAAAAAUUGGGAUAGGACUACAGAGAAAAGAACAAGUAUGAAUAUCGGUGUUCAUUACGAAAAAUAGUGCAUAUUAUACUAUUUCUUUCGAACAUUGCUACAAAACAACAAAAUGCGUACAUACAUAGCCAGACGAACAAUUUCAGAUAACAUGAACGAAUAUUUUUUUCUACACAGAACGGUCUCGAGGGACAGGUGAAAACUUCCGUUUCACAGUUUGUUAGAGAUAAAUUUAAAUUUAGGCACGUGAAAACUACACACAAAAGCAGCUUCAAGGCGAUUUACACUUAAGCGCUCAUAUUUGGAACUUGACAAAUUGUAUAGUUUAUAUUCAGAUCUUUCGUACUCCUUUGCUGAAUGAUUUUUAUUCGUAUUUCCAAACUUCACCCGAAAAAAAUCUAUUUAUACAUCAUAGAAAUAUUUUUUAUUUAUUUGUUCAUAUUGUAAUCUAUUUUAGAUUUUUGGUUCAAAAAGUACAACUACAUUUAUUCUAGCACAAAAUAUUUAGCACUCGUAGUAAAUAUAGAGAUAUCUAAAUUAUAUUAUUUAAAAAAAAACAAGUCACGCGAUAACAGUUCAUGUGUCAUACUAGUUUGGUUCAAAAUCCGCGUAAGCAGUAUGCCAUGAAUUAAACCAAGCUGCUUAAUUGCUCAUAGCAUGUAAAUACACAAUUAAUUUGAAGUUUACCAGUAAAAUGCGCUUCAAUGAAAACUAACGAAAAUCUCGUGCAAAAUGCUAAUCAACGCACACUAUUUUUUACAAAUUGUGAUUACAUUUGAAUAUGCUUUUUUUUCUAUUCAUUAUUUUUCUAGAACGCAUUCAAUUACAAUUAAUCAUACUAUUUAUAUUUUACGCGCACAAAAUCUAUCGCAACAAUAGAUGCCAUUCAGGAAGCAUAACAAAUAGCAUUAAUUGAAUAAUGUUUAUCUAUUUUUACACUAUACAUUCCUGUUUUCCUUUAUUUUGUUAAUAAAUACGAAAUAAAAAGCUGAUUGAUAUACAGAGUUUGACAAGAAAUUAACAAGAAGCAAAAAAUAACUCUGAAAUAGAUCUUCUAGCAAUCGAAGUGUGUUUCUGAAGCAGAUAUUAUUUGUAGCUUUUCUGACAAAAAAAAAUCGAUAUCACCAUGAUUGAUAACAGAGGCUGCUCGUAAAACCUAUAUUCAAGCUCACUAUUACUUAAAGAUUUCUUUCGUAUGUCAAUUUUCUAUUUGCAGAACAAAUUUCAAUCGAUUGUAAUCCUCAGUUGUAUAUUUUUAUUAGCUCUCGACACGUCUCUUUUGGUUGAAAUCCACAAUUUUCUGAAUUAAAAUUCGAAUUUUAUGAAAGUAUUCUGAAUUCAAAAACUAGAAUGAUUUUUUGCCGUUACUGGACUAAUUUUAUGCAGUUUAGAAAAAUGAGAUAGAUACAACGUAGACAGAACGUAUCGAACACAUUUAAAAUUUAAAAAAAGAAAAACAGAACUCCUAGACAUCAUUUGUGCCAAUUUUGUAGAAAAAUGUAUAUUUGAACUAGAUUUUGUACAUCUUCUUCAAAACAAACAUGUAUUAAUCGAUUUAAAAUUGAAAGAUUGAUAGUAAACCAAAGGGAAUAAAUUAUUGAACAAUCUUUUCUAAUAAAAUAUGAACAUACCCUGUGAAUCCCAGUAAGUAUCGGUUUUCGUCUACAUCUAGUUGACACACUGUUUAGUACGACCGCAACAAAAUAAACAAACACCGAUACACAACAAAACGACCAAACAAUAUUUUAUAAGAGAAUUACUUCGUACAAAGGACAAAUGUGUAAGAAAAAAAAAACAAACAUAAGAUGAAAUAUCUAUUUUUUCUAAACUGUGUCACUGCGUUAGAAAAUCAUAAAUUUGAAUUUAUAACUGAUUUUGACAAUUGUCCGAUAUUUAAAUUUAGUAUCACAAUAUUUUCAGUAUACUGCUAAUACUUAUCAUUUUGAACAGUCCAAUAUAAAACGUAAAAUCCCUACAAUCUACUUGUACAGCUCCUACUGAUUAGUGAAAAAGGUCAAAAUAUUUGCAAUGAUUUAUUACUAUCUUCCUUAUGUCGUAAACAGUAUUCUCAAAUGAUAUGCACGCAUACAAAAUCUACGAUGAACACCGCGCGACAGGAAAGUUUCUAUCGAUUCUCAGUUAAAGUUGAGAGUUAAACUGAAAUUUAAUUCACUUCAAACGCUUGCUUUUUUCUAAUAAACUUACUAAAAUUGCUGAUAAUCCAAAAAUAAAUUCUAGUCACCACAGCUGAAUUUGUAACCAAAUCUUAUAUUGCGGCGUGAAGACGGAAAUUGACGCAGUUAAUCGACUAUUGCAUCGUUUGUUUAAAAAAUAAAAUUAUAAAGACUAGACCCAUAAACACACAACAAACAGAUGUCGAUUGAUGCUUUUGCGUUCCACACUAUCGUUUUUAUGAAGCAUAAUUUUAUUGUGAGAGAAUAGAAUACAGUUCAUUAUUACAACAUCUGCUAUCAGAAUGAUUUAUGAUAGUAAACUUGCGCAUUUAGCUAAUUAAUAAAAAAUACCAUUCACGGCAUAAUUUCCAAAUAUAAAUGCUAUUAUUACUACCAAUUGAAGAGUAAAGUUAGAAUAUAUUUGACGAAAUAUAUCCGCUUACAAAAUAUUAUCAUAUUUUUUGAAAACAAAAAAUAAACCUAAGUAGUAAGCAGAACGAGAAAUAGUUCAGUAGCUUAAUUAAGCCAACCUUUACAAGAAAUAAAAUAAAUAAGAGAAAACUAUUGAAAGCAAAAUUUAGAGUAGGUUCGAAUAAAAACAAACAAACAAGCUAAACAAGAACUUCAAACCUCCAAAUGACAACAACAAACAUAUAUCAAAUUACGGCAUCUGCAAAUCAAAGAGAAAACAAUAUGUUAUGGAUGAAAAAAGUUAGGUCAGCGGUGGUUAGAAGUCAGUGCUGCAUAGUAACCCUAGUUACUGUGGUAGUAAAGCAAAUGCAUUACAUUAUUCAGAUCCUUAAGAAGAUUAGUCUAACAAAAAGAUCGUGAACCCCAAGUUGUCGAUACAUUAUCAAAAUCCAACAAAAACACAAAACAAUCGUUUUCCCGAAAAUGGCGGACAAAAUUUCCCUUGUAGUCAAGAUAACUGAACUAUUACUAAAAGAAAAAAAACCGUUGUUAUAAACCUAAGAAGAAAAGGUUCAUAGUUAAAAUCAGCAAAAGCAACAGAUCUAGACAUUCAUCAUCAUUAAAUAGCCUGUAAUGAAAAUAAAUUGUAAAAGAAAAGCAAAUCAUGCAUAGUUUUUCUUUCUGCGAAGUUUCUGUUCACAAAGCGACUAAAAACUCACAAACCAAAAUGAAUCGAUCAUUAGUUAUACAUUUGCUGAAGAAGCAAACUAAAAAUAUUAUGAAAAUAACGAAAACACAUAGCAACAAAACAAAUCAUGUAUAAGAGAUAAAAUAGUUUCCAAACAAAUCAGCAUGAAAGCAUCACUCUGAAUGAGAGGAAAACAAUAGAAAUUACAAAAACAUAACACUUUACUGAUAACAAACCAAAAAGUAAAAUAUAUAUUUAACUUAAUGUGUAUGUAAUUUUAUGUGUGAUGUAAAAAAUCGGAAACAAAUAAAUGCGUUUUAGCCACUAAAGUCAAAA